CCUUUUGAAAGAAGUGGUGAGGCGCAAGAGAUGGUGGCAAAAGAUCCAAUUGGAUUCCAACAUAAAUUCAGCAAUAUCAAUUCUUGUUGGAUGGUGGAAGACAAAAGCUUGAUUAAAUUCUUUGUUAUUAAACCUUUUGACUAUUUCGAUUCUUAUUUACAGGGUUAUGACAUGGAGUUGCCUAAAAGCAUUGCUAAGGUGGAGCCAUUGCAUAAAAGAAUACAAGGUGAUGAUGUUCCAUUGGUAAAUAAGUCCAAGUAUGAUGAUGAUAUUUUGAUGCACAUCAAGUCAUUAACUAUAAUAUCUAAGUUAAUGUGUAAGAGUAAUUCGCUUCCUUUUGAAAUUGUGUAUGACAUAGAUGAUUACUUAUUCCAACUUGGUGGAAAGAGGCAUGGAAUUUCUGUGAAGAGGCUUGCAAAUGAGUUAAAUAUUUCUUCUUAUCUUAUUCAAGUGGCUAAUGAGUUUUCAUGUGCUAAAGAAUGUGAUCUUUGUUAUGUGAUGGGGAGUCAUUCUUCAAGUCAUGUUCAUUGUAAGAUUGUACAAGUAUUUGUUUCUAGUAAAGAGGAUAUGCAUGAUUGUUGUAACACUGGUGAUCAAAUACUCUUUCAUGUAGAGGAAUCCAUGAGAUUUGUAAUUGUAGAUAGUAGUCUAUAUCAUGAAUGUAUCUUGUUUGAUACAUGUGGUAAAG
This is a messenger RNA of Nicotiana tabacum (common tobacco), 688 nucleotides long. NCBI's taxonomy places the organism in Eukaryota, Viridiplantae, Streptophyta, Magnoliopsida, Solanales, Solanaceae. The record is from RefSeq and is a predicted model, not a curated record.